AUGGUCUUGUCAGAAGCGCCAGUUUGUGAAGCCGAUCUCGAGGCUGCUACUGCUGACGAUCCAUUAUUGGCCGCAAUAGUCCGCCGGGUCCUCACCGGUGCAUGGCGGGACAUCUUGCCUGCUGAGGAACCAUUCUUCAUGAUGCGAAGCCAGCUGACCGUCGCAAAUGGCAUUCUUCUUCUGGACAGCUGGGUUGUUAUCCCAUCGGCUUUGCAACAGCCGGUUUUGAAGCUAGCUCAUGAGGGGCACCCAGGCAGCGCUACGUUCAAAGACACCCUUCGCCGUUCUGUUUGGUGGCCUCGUAUGUCACGGGAUGCUGAGCAGUUUGCAGCAGCAUGCGACAUUUGUUGGCGGAGCCGCACCAACCACAGCCAAGAGCUGCAGCCAACGGAGGUUGUUCCAGUGUGGCACAAGGUGGCAGUUGAUUUGGUGGAGAUCGAAGGCCGCCACCUGCUCUCGUUGGUCGACUACGGGUCUCGUUUCCCGGAGCUGAUUGUCCUGCCUGGAACCAAGUCCCAACAUGUCGUGAUGGCUUUGUCCACUAUCUUCGCCAGGUUCGGCAUUCCGCUCGAGCUCGUCAGUGACAAUGGCCCACAAUUUGUGUCCGCCGAAAUGGGUGAGUUCCUCUGA
Sycon ciliatum is the source of this 630-nucleotide messenger RNA. RefSeq lists its product as uncharacterized. The transcript has a single exon. Gene Ontology annotation, biological process: DNA integration. NCBI's taxonomy places the organism in Eukaryota, Metazoa, Porifera, Calcarea, Leucosolenida, Sycettidae. Bases 1 to 630 code for a protein of 209 amino acids. Gene Ontology annotation, molecular function: nucleic acid binding. The record is from RefSeq and is a predicted model, not a curated record.